Molecule: messenger RNA, 1313 nt
Organism: Dreissena polymorpha
Lineage: Eukaryota; Metazoa; Mollusca; Bivalvia; Myida; Dreissenidae
Exons: 6
Coding region: 93-620 (175 amino acids)
Source: RefSeq, a predicted model, not a curated record
UGAUCAUACCAUUAACGCACGUAACUAAAAGAAGACGAGCGUCUCCCCUUGUCAUUUCAACUUACUACCAAGACAUCUGCCUCCAGAUAACCAUGCAUGUCCGCAUGAUGAAGGCAUUGGUGAUAUUGGUGAUUGCGUGUGUCGGAAACUGUGCAGCUAACCCUGUGGCUGCGAACGAUACGGGCGUAGAUGGAAAGGCCUUUAGAACCAGCAGAAUAAAACUUGGGGACAAGGAGGUGUUCACAGUCACAAAUACGGAUGGAACACCUUUGGCAACCAUUGAUGUUGUCCGUAAUGAGGGAUAUGAAAUCGAGCUGACUCCAGAUGGCAGUGAGUGUCGGAUAAGCCAGGUCCAAGACAAAAGUUCGUGUUUCGAAGAGGCGCCACUUGCGGACGAUGAGCCGGUGUUGGCGCGUAUUUCUGACCGUUGCAGAGGCAGAGAGAUCGUGACCUUGAAGCCAAAGGAUUGCAAUGCAACAUCCAGUCUUGAAAAAGAGGACUCCACUCGAGUAAAACGGGCCCAGUGCAAGAAAACGGGAACUCGUCAAGAUUGCGGGUUUGAGUGGUGGUUACGCUGGGUAUGCCACACAGUGCAAUAUACGAUUUGGUACCACUGUUAAGCCAAGGACGACAUGUUCCCACUGUCAGCUUAACGCUUACUAAAAACUGUCUGAACUUAUUUUCACAUGACAACUUGCUACAGUUCCUAUAAUUAUACAUAAAUCUUUUUUUUAAUUAAAACUGUUUUCUAAUUAUUUAGUGUUUUUUUACAGAAUUAUUUCAAUUGUUUUUUACUGCUCUAUUAUAUUGUCUACUCACUAUGUUGGUGCAAACACAAUACUUAUUAACUUCUUAUAAACCACACACAACAUACAUCCAACUAAUUUCACAAUACUAUAGUAUUAAUACUAACACUAUUUUACAACACUUUAGUUCUGAAUAAGAAGUUUGUAGUGAACAUAUACAGAUUUAUGAGAGAAUAUCUUCAUGUUUUUAACAAUUUGAAAUAAAAUAGUGCAUAUAGCAUCUUAAGGCAGUUUUGUUUUCGAUCCUUUAUCGAUUUUACAUUUCAUAUAAUUUUGUUAAGACAGAAAGCUCCUUCCAAUACAUUCUUGAAAACUGUCAUAAAUAUCUGUAAAAAGAAUUCAUAAAAUGUAAUUGUAGGUUUUCCUUUUACUUUUUGAUUGCUGUUUUUGUUGUUGUUGUUUUUAUGUUUACUUAUGUAUAUUUAUUUAUAUGCUUAAGUCGUAAUUAAACUCAUUGUUCUUCUUUCUCUUAUAAAGCAAACUGGCAAUAAAUUCUUAUUAAAAUGA